GGCAGCCAUGUUGCGCGGGCUGGGCAGCUGGCUGGGGCUGGAGCGGGCGGGCGAGGAGAAGCUGCUGCCGUCGGCCGAGGAGGGCGGCGGCCCCGCUGAGGAGGAGGAGCGGAAGCAGCGGGAGGAGGAGGAGGAGGAUGAAGCCGUGCGGAGCCAGGAGCCGGCGGACUCGGAGGCGCUCCUCAGCCAGGCCAAGGGACUCGGCAGUUACCUCUUCAAUUUUGCCACUGCUGCCACAAAAAAGAUAUCUGAAUCUGUUGCCGAAACAGCACAGACCAUAAAGAAGUCUGUAGAAGAAGGAAAAAUCGACAGUAUCAUUGAUAAGACGAUUAUUGGAGACUUUCAGAAGGAACAAAAGAAGUUUGUCCAAGAACAACAAACAAAAAAAUCAGAAGCAGCAGUUCCUCCAUGGGUAGACAGCAAUGAAGAAGAGACAAUUCAACAACAAAUACUGGCCUUAUCAGCAGAUAAACGAAACUUUCUAAGGGAUCCUCCAGCAGGUGUUCAGUUUAAUUUUGACUUUGAUCAAAUGUAUCCUGUUGCGAUGGUGAUGUUACAAGAAGAUCAGCUUCUCAAUAGGAUGAGGUUUGAUCUCGUCCCUAAACAUGUAAAGGAGGAGGUGUUCUGGAGAAAUUAUUUCUACAGAGUGUCCCUAAUUAAACAAUCUGCACAGCUCACCGCGCUUGCUGCUCAACAGCAAGCAGCAGGGAAAGAAGAGAACAAAGGCAGAGAAGAGGAUAGUCAACUGACAGAAACAAUACGGCCAAAAACACCACCUGUUACAAUAAAGCCUCAGAUAAAAUCUCAAGAGGAUGAGGAAGAGAUUUCCACAAGUCCAGGUGUAUCAGAAUUUGUGAGUGAUGCCUUUGAUGCCUGUAAUUUGAAUCAGGAAGACCUAAGAAAAGAAAUGGAACAACUGGUGCUAGACAAAAAGAGAGAAGAGACCUCAGUAGUAGAAGAAGAGACUGCUGAUUGGGAAAAGGAAUUGCAACAAGAGCUUCAAGAGUAUGAGGUGGUGACAGAAUCAGAAAAACGUGAUGAAAACUGGGAUAAAGAAAUAGAAGAAAUGCUGCAAGAAGAAAGUUAAGCAUUUUCACAAAAUCACUAUAACCCUAAACUUUUUCUGAAAACUGACAUGGAUUUCUGCUUUCAUGUUUUGUUUCCUAAGGAUCUUCAAAAGACGUAAAAGAAUCUAAAAUUGUUAUAAUUCCAUAUUGGGAUACAACCAGUAUUUCUGUUCUUUAUAUGAGCAAUUUCUGAACUUCUUCAUUCUUUUAAAGAAAAAAAGACAGUCCCUGAAAACAAUGCUUGUAUCGUGUUUGCACUCUGAUCCCUGUAUAAUCUGUAAAUGUGUAUUAUUUUAAGGUACUUGUAGCUAGUAGCUUUCAUGUGUAUUUAACUUCCUUAACAUAUGUAGCCAAAGAAUGUAUAGAAUACCCUAUCAAUUAACUUAUAAUGUUUAAAAUACUCGUUCCGACUCCAAAAGAAGUACUGGUUUAUUAUUGAUCAGAUAUGAUUAACUGGCAAACAUUUAAACAAGAACAGAGUUUCUACCUUCUCGAGUUAACCUGUUGUUUUUAUUAAAUCAUCAUAUUAAGAUACUGCCUUUUCCCAUAGAGGAAAACAGUUUAAUGCAUUCUUUAUUUGGAUAAAUGCUAUGUUUCCAUUUAAUUUUGCCGAGUGAGAAGAAAUUAAAUGUUUCUUUUUAAGUGCUGAAACAUUUAUGUAGAACUUUGGCUGGUUUGGACAUCUUUAUUAAAUACUGUAGAUAUGUAUAAAAUUGGCUCAUUUAUUUGGAGGGAGGGCAUGGUGAGGGACAAAAGUUUCAGACUUAAUGCAGUUUUCAAAACUAUACUUUGUCACCGUGUUUAAGAUGUGGAGUUUAAAUAAAAAGUUUUCUUUAAAGGA
This is a messenger RNA of Cygnus olor (mute swan), 1908 nucleotides long. It is a transcript of the gene SYAP1, whose product is annotated as synapse associated protein 1. The record is from RefSeq and is a predicted model, not a curated record. The coding region runs from base 8 to 1087 and encodes 359 amino acids. The transcript has 9 exons. Gene Ontology annotation, cellular component: cytoplasm; synapse. Lineage: Eukaryota; Metazoa; Chordata; Aves; Anseriformes; Anatidae.